AUAUAAGAUCGUAAAACAAACUAGAUAGACAAGACAUUAAUCACGAUUUAAUCAUGACUUUUUCAUCUCUUUACUCGGGGAAGCUUGUGCUUGCACCAAUGGUUCGGAGUGGUGAGAUACCUACCAGAUUGAUGGCCCUUAAAUAUGGUGCCGAUUUGGUAUGGAGUCCAGAAAUCGUAGACAAGAAACUUAUCAAGUGUGAACGUGUAGUGAAUGAACCUUUGGGAACCAUAGAUUAUUUGGAAAAGGGGGGAAACACCAAGUUUCCAGGGAAAUCAAACUUGGUCUUCCGUACUUUACCACGCAAGGAAAAGGGUAAGCUCAUUUUCCAAUUAGGUACUGCCAAUCCAGAACUCGCAGUUAAGGCAGCUAAGAUUGUUGCUGGGGAUGUAGAUGGGAUAGAUUUGAAUGCUGGGUGUCCCAAGCCAUUUUCAACCCACUCUGGAAUGGGUGCUGCCCUUCUCAGUACUCCAGAUCUCUUGGAGUCCAUCUUGAAGGAACUUGUGACCAAUGUGGGGGAUCUGUAUAAGAUUCCAAUCAGUGUGAAAAUAAGACUUUUAGAUGAUAAAGAUUCCAAGCCAACGGUGGAUUUGGUUCAUCGUCUAUGUAAGACGGGGAUUUCAAAUUUGACUUUACAUUGUCGUACGCGAGACAUGCGUAAUCGUCAACUGCCCAUCAGGACAUUCCUUCCAGAUAUAAUAGAAGCAUGUAGAUCUCACAAGGUUAAUUUCAUAAUCAAUGGAGCUCUCCGUAACCGUGUGGAAUUUGAAGAGUUCCAAAAUACUUAUGGUGAGGACAUUGGGGGUAUGAUUGCCGAAGGUGCUGAAUGUAAUCCAACUUGUUUCAGUCACAAGCCUUUACCUUGGAAUCAAGUCAUUCCUGAAUUCAUUUCUAUUGCCCAAUCAGUGGAUAACUAUCCUGGGAACACAAAAUAUAUCCUUCUUAAUCAACUCCCAGGCAAGUCUCCAUUCUAUCAAAAGUUUGCCCAAUGUAAAUCUCAUGAACAAUUAAUGGAAAUUUCUAAUACAGUUGGAGAAGUUGGUAAUAAGGUACUUCAAAAAUAUUUAACCAAGGAUGUGUUAUUAAAUCCAGAACAAGAACAAACCGAUGAACCAACGAAAUCAUCACCAGAAUCAAAGCGUGGCACCGAACAUUUAGACAGUUUCCCACAAAAGAAACAAAAAUUAGAAGCCACCCAAGUGGCGUAAUUGAAAAAGGGAGAGUGGAAAAAGGAUAAACAUAUCUAUCAUACAAUAUUCAUUAAACCUCUUUAUUUACUCUAUAUACAGAUUGAGGUCUCAAACACUGUGUUGUAUGUCUCCACCACCAUCUAGACAGCCAGUUACUUAGAAAACAUCAACCGCUAGCCAACCAAUUUAAUAUUAAUCAUUCAUUCUUCACUUCUCCUCGUGUACUUUUUUUCUUUUAUUUAAAAGCCUUUUGUCAAAC
This is a messenger RNA of [Candida] anglica, 1449 nucleotides long. The record is from the annotation of a GenBank genome assembly. Lineage: Eukaryota; Fungi; Ascomycota; Pichiomycetes; Serinales; Debaryomycetaceae.